Molecule: messenger RNA, 306 nt
Organism: Saccostrea echinata
Lineage: Eukaryota; Metazoa; Mollusca; Bivalvia; Ostreida; Ostreidae
Product: prostaglandin E2 receptor EP4 subtype-like
Exons: 2
Coding region: 1-306 (101 amino acids)
Source: RefSeq, a predicted model, not a curated record
AUGUACCGGAUUUGCAGAGACCCAGUACAAAGAGGAAACCUUCUGGACACCAGUGUAGUUUCCGGAUUCUAUGAUGAUCACGUUGACAUAUUCCUGCAUGCCGCAAAUCUCAGACACGAUGAGAACAAUGAAAUUGAGUUAUGGCUUCUGCGAUUGGCUGUCCUUAAUGCCAUCAUUGAUCCAUGGUUGUAUAUUGUCUUAAGAAAGGAAUCGCUACGCAAAAUAGUUGAGAUUUAUCGACAUUGUCGGGGAAGGCAAGAGUCUGGAAGUAUGAAUGAACGCGAAACGGACGCUCUCUUACUCUAG